Corticium candelabrum is the source of this 2731-nucleotide messenger RNA. Its product is annotated as cilia- and flagella-associated protein 69-like. The transcript has 18 exons. The record is from RefSeq and is a predicted model, not a curated record. Gene Ontology annotation, biological process: positive regulation of flagellated sperm motility. Gene Ontology annotation, cellular component: sperm midpiece; non-motile cilium. The coding region runs from base 23 to 2665 and encodes 880 amino acids. NCBI's taxonomy places the organism in Eukaryota, Metazoa, Porifera, Homoscleromorpha, Homosclerophorida, Plakinidae.
GCUAUGCGAUCACUCAUCCACAAUGGCGGAUCUCCUAACAUAUCAGAGACGAGAAAUAAGUAUGGACCGUGUAGCGACCCUCUUCACCAGCAUUUACUCUCGUGAUAUGAUCGAGCGACAUGUGCGAGCUCUGCGACGUCUAACUCGACACGGAGGCAACGAACGAGGAUUCCUUAUCCGGGAACUCGCAGCACUAUCCCAAGUCCUCGCGGCUUGUCGGACAUUCGUCAAGCAAAAUGAUGUUUAUGUGGAGCCGCUGUGUGAUGUCAUCAGGCUGUGUGGGAGACCUUUCUUGAAGGAGAAAGCGUCUGAUGAGAGUGAACAUGGAGAGUCGGUUGUGCGUGUUAUGGAGGAGCUUGGCGGUCUAGUCGAGUGUAAUCACCCAAGUAUAAACAUUCACGUAGCCAACGCUGUCAUCGGUCUCUUCACUGCCAGAUCACAUCACAACCUGGAUGAAGACAAGCAGCCAACGUCAGUCAGGCUGAACAUCUGGGCUAUAGAAGAGAGUCACGUCACUCGGAGUCUUGUCUCUUGUUUAUCAUCGGCGGUUGACAGCGGACAGAGAUUGGAGAUACUCGAGGUUCUACAGCAGCUGUCUGUAUCAAGCGCUUGCUGUUGUGACAUGCUGCAAGCUCAAGCAGCACACACUGUCUGCACACACAUGCUAGACACCGAAUCAACAAACAAGCUGCUGUUUGUGUCUGUUGACCUGCUGUGGAACUUGAUUGCCAGUGGAUCAAAGAGCGACGUUGCCUACCAACUCGGCAAUCGGCAGUGCACAGAUGUGCUUCAAGGGGCUCUUUGUAGGCAGAUGGUGAAUGGAAAACGCAGCUUGAGUGAUAGGGAAUUGAGGAAUGACAUCUUAAUCAUCUGCUAUUUGGUCGCUGCUUACUGUCCCAACUCCUCAUUUGUUGAAUCCGGUUUUGUCCACACGCUCGUCUUAUUCUCAACAUUCACGGAAGUGAAGAGCAACCACGACCUUGUUCGAGGCCUUCGUCUCUCACAGGCAAGCGAGGACUUUGAACUCAAGAAAGUCCUAAUCAGCUUGUUAGUGACACUAAGCAGCUAUCCUGUUGCUGUCAAGGUGAUGAUGGAUGGUUAUGUGUUGCUUGCUCUCUUCUCGUUUGUCAAGCCGAAUGAUGCCGCAGGAAGUGAGUGGACGGUUGCACAGUUUGAAGAGCUACAACUGGAAGCACUGGCUGCGUUGGCUGUUCUCUGUCCGCAGGCUGUUGAAUCGUACAUGACAUGUCAGGGAAGUACGAGGCUUCUACUGCUGUUGGAAUGGUGUGCAUCGCAACAAGGUCAUUUUGUUGGUCUUGGUAAUGGUUUCCAUAGCGAUGGUGGCUAUGGCAACAGGCGUUCUCAAAUGCGUCACUGUCUUCGUGUAUUACUGAACAUGGCGUCUCUCGGUAAUGAAAUGAUUCACACAGAACUUAGUGAUCAAGGAGCUGUGCAGCAGUUGGUGCAGUUGUUGUGUUGCGAGGGCGAUGUUGUGGACUGGAAGAGCUUGGAUGAAAUCGACUUGGAAAUGAGAUGUGAUGUGAUGUUGAUAUUGUCUGCUCUGUGUGAUGGGGACAUGCAUAGAAAGGAACUGUUUGGUGAUGAAGGCGUGACCGUUCUUCUUCCGUAUUUUCGAAUGCCACCACAUCUCUUUAACUCUGGCAAGGGUCAUCAUCAGCUGAUGCUCGCAGCUGUCAUCUGCUGUUGGACGGCUGUAGUUUGGUGUUCGUUGACUGAGGAUAUUUUUCUUGAGUUGGAAGGAAUGUUUCUCUUGCUUGAUUUGAUGGAGGUGUGUCCUGGCAACAUGGAAAAUAUGCUUCUGGGGACAAUAUUGGAUCUGUGUGACAAUCCGAAGUCUCUUUCUCAUGUGACGAUGUGGAGAGGUCGAGGGGACACUACAAUCAGUAAUCUAGCGAUCAAACUAUGGCAAGCAGAAGAAGAAGCAAUACAUGCUCAGAGAGAUGAUCAUGGUCUCAUUACAGACACUUUUUUUCCGUUGGCUGGUGAUCAUCAGCGAUGCAUUGGCGUAUGCUCUGCUGGUGCAAAUGAGCCCAGCCCGGCAAUUCUUGAUGUCGUAGACAACAUGAGAGCAAAGAUUUAUGCUUUGCUUCAAAAGAUAGGGUUCAAGCAUAUCUCCGGUCUUGGACCAUCAGAAUUGAUUUCGCUGUCAGUGAUAGAGCAGUAUAUGGAGCUGAAGUUGGGAGAAGUGUGGAGAGAGAUAACUAAUGAAUUGGCAGUGGAGAAGUUUGAACCAGUGGCUAUGGACAGAGAGUUGAUGGAGCAGGUUGUAGAUUCAUUUAGUGAGCGAAUCACCACUGUCUGCACCACACAGCAGUCUCAUCUUCAAUCGGAAAAACACAUCGACACGUUAGUCGAACAGAAGCGUUACGACGAGAUGAGAGUAAGUCAACGGAUGAAAGAGAAAGCAAAACUCGACUUUCGAAACUUCAUGAAGAGAACGUCAGAUUACGAGACUCUAAAACACGCACGAAACGAGCAGAGACGAAUGAUUGAGGCGACUCGUGUGAAUGCGACAUUUAAUCAAGAAAGAAAAACACAUUUGACACAUCAGAUGAAGUUGCAGACGACGACGUUCAGUGGUCGUCAUGUGAACGUGGAGAGCACUCGUUUGUCAACUCAAAAACUCUCACCACUACAAGCAUGAUCAACCAAUACAACAGGCUACUCAAUACUUUCAUAUCUGACUACAAUGCAUUACACUACAUUACAC